Molecule: messenger RNA, 575 nt
Organism: Cadophora gregata
Lineage: Eukaryota; Fungi; Ascomycota; Leotiomycetes; Helotiales; Ploettnerulaceae
Exons: 2
Coding region: 60-575 (171 amino acids)
Biological process (GO): regulation of transcription by RNA polymerase II
Cellular component (GO): mediator complex
Molecular function (GO): transcription coregulator activity
Source: RefSeq, a predicted model, not a curated record
UCCUUUGGCAUACGCGAGCCUUUCUACCCCCAAUCAACAUAUAAUUUAAAGGCAAAAACAUGUCAUCAACAGGUACUCCAGCGGAGGCGCCCUCGGGCUAUCAACCCUUCACCAAGGCGCAGCAUAUUCAACAACUCAACGGCAUUGACAAGAGUAUUUCUCAACUAUUGUCAUCCGCUGGUCUAGCUCUACAAACGCUUUCAGCCACUCACGCCACCUCUGAAACGCCGAUCUCCGAGCGCAAAGAAGCGUUCGAGAAGGCAUCCGAGUCGUACCUCACCACUCUCCAGAAAGUCGACGUUCUCCUUCGUAGGAAUAUAUAUGGUCUUGAAGAAGCAAAUAUAAUCCCUGCGCAAGGACGCCGUAAACUUGUGGUGAAUGGGGAGACUGAUGGAACACUGGAACCUGAUGUUGCAAGCUUGGGCAAGCUGGAUAUUGGCUGGCUCAAUAGCAGGAGUGGGCGCGUUGGUCGUGAUAUGGAAGCGGAGCUGUGGGAGAAGGCUAAGGUAUUUUUGGAGGGCCUUGAAGCUGAGAAGGCGGGCACUGAGAAAAGAGAUGAGGAUAUGAGCGCUUGA